Colletotrichum karsti is the source of this 5898-nucleotide messenger RNA. RefSeq names its product nucleoporin sonb. NCBI's taxonomy places the organism in Eukaryota, Fungi, Ascomycota, Sordariomycetes, Glomerellales, Glomerellaceae. The record is from RefSeq and is a predicted model, not a curated record. Gene Ontology annotation, molecular function: structural constituent of nuclear pore. The coding region runs from base 1 to 5898 and encodes 1965 amino acids. Gene Ontology annotation, biological process: RNA export from nucleus; post-transcriptional tethering of RNA polymerase II gene DNA at nuclear periphery; protein import into nucleus. The transcript has 5 exons. Gene Ontology annotation, cellular component: nuclear pore cytoplasmic filaments; nuclear pore.
AUGUCUUUUGGAAGCACCGGCUUCGGUGGCUUUGGCCAAAACAAUAACCAACAGUCAUCUGGUUUCGGUGGUUUCGGCGGCAAUACCAACACCAAUACUGGCACAGGCUUCGGCUCUGGCACCACCACGACUGGCGCAUUUGGAUCUACCAACAACACCAACACUGGAGGUGGCCUUUUUGGCAACACCACUGGCGGCUUUGGCGGUGGUACAUCGUCAGGCGGCUUCGGAUCGAACACGAACACGACAUUCGGUGCUGCAAAGCCAGCCUUUGGAGCUUCUACUUCUACCGGAGGCGGCCUUUUCGGUGCCAACAACAACACCACAAACACCACUACGACCUCCGGCUUUGGCGGUUUCGGCGGUGGAAACACGACAACAAACACCUCCUCGCCCUUCGGAGGUUCGGGCGGAAACUUGUUCGGAGCCAAUAAGCCUGCUUUCGGCUCUACCACAAACACCACUACCCCCGCCAGCACGUCACUAUUUGGCGGCAAUACCACCGGCGGCUUCGGUGCCACCACGGGCGCGACUGGUGGUUUUGGCGCGUCCCUGAACCCUGGUAUUGGAGGCAACGUUGGAGAUCCUCCUGGCACUGCCAUCACCCCUUUCCAAGCGCACCAGGAGAAAGAGACAGCCGGAGCUGGAAACCAAUCCAACUCUUUCCAAAACAUCCUCUUCCAGGAACCCUACAAGAAAUGGUCUGCCGAGGAACUGCGUCUGGCUGAUUACGCGCAAGGGCGUCGUCACGGCAAUGCCAGUGGCACCGGCGCUUUUGGGGUUUCCAACUUUGGCAGUACCGGAUUCGGCUCCACGAACCAACAAUCCACGGGCUUCGGUGCGGGCACAUCCACGGGAGGCGGUCUUUUCGGCAGUGGCACCAACAACACUACCAACAACACCACGUCAACUACGACAGGCUUCGGUGGUGGUACAACCGGAGGAUUUGGUUCCGGGGGUGGUCUCUUUGGCAACCAGUCGAAGCCGGCCACUGGCGGCCUAUUUGGUAGCAAUACUACGACCACAUCGCAGCCUGCACAAUCAACCGGACUCUUCGGCGGUACGAGCACCGGCGGUGGCUUCGGCGCUACAAACACGACUGGCGGUUUUGGGUCUACCAACAACACCACUGGUGGAGGUCUCUUCGGGUCCAACAACAACACCGCAACCCAGAACAAGCCUGCCGGCUUCAGCUUUGGAACCACUGGAGGCACAACCGGCGGCUUUGGAAGCACCAACACGACCGGCGGCUUUGGGUCGAAUACUACGACUAACAACACUGGGACCACUGGUGGUAUGUUCGGCAACACAGGCCAGUCCACAGGCACAGGCCUCUUCGGCAACAACCAGGCACAGAACCAACAACAGCAACAGGGAACUGGUUCAGUAUUUGGAGGUGGCGGUGGAUUCGGCGCACAAAACCAGCAACAGUCGGGUUCAUCUCUGUUCGGCAAUCAACAGAAGCCGGCAACCAGUGGUGGCCUCUUCGGCGGUGGUGGAGCUACGAACACAGGGGGACUCUUCGGAGGAGGUGGAGCCACCAACACGAACUCGUUCGGUGCGACAAACACCAACAACGCGUCGGGCGGCCUGUUCGGAGCUAAGCCAGCUGCCACCGGCGGUGGCCUGUUCGGAAACAGCACGGCAGGUCAAGGAACGAACACCGGUGGAGGACUUUUCGGCGGCUUGGGCGGAAACGCACAGCAGCAGCAGACCGGCCAGUCUUCCCUGUUCGGCGCCAACAACCAGAAUAACCAGGCAAAGCCUGGCGGUUUGUUCGGCGGCUCUCAGCCUGCUGGCAACAGUCUUUUCGGGGGACAGAACAACCAACAACAGGGCUCCUUGUUCGGCGGCAACCAACAGCAGCAGCAACAGGGUUCUCUUCUUGGUGGCUCCAUGAUGGGAAACUCUCAGGGAGUCAACUCUGGCCCUCAGUCACUGACCGCCAACAUCACGGACGUCUCAGCAUUCGGCUCCCCGUCCUUGUUCUCUAACCUUGCAGGCGCCGAGACCCCCAACCCGGGACCAUUGGCUACUCCUCUGUCCAGCAAGUCCAAGCCGAGACGCAGCUCUAUUUUGCCAAUGUACAAACUGAAUCCGGCCUCUGCCGCUCGCUUCGUCACCCCGCAGAAGCGCGGGUUCGGUUUCUCGUACAGCACUUACGGUACCCCCGGAGCCAGCCCGUCCAGCGCGGCGAGCACUCCGGGAGGCGCUAGCCGCAGCUUGUUGGGAUCUUCGAGUCUGAACCGGAGUCUCAGUAAGAGUGUGUCAACCAGCAAUUUGAGGAGAAGCUUCAACGCUGAGGAUAGUAUUCUCGCGCCCGGAGCUUUUUCGGCCAGCUCUGGACCUCGUUAUUACGGUAACAACGGUAGCGUUAAAAAACUGGUCAUCAACAAGGACAUGCGCAGCGAUCUCUUCUCCACACCGACCAAGGACAAGCCUUCGACCGAGCAGGUUAAUGGCUCCCGCAAGCUCUCCAAGAGAGUCAGUUUUGACACCAGCAACAUGGAGGCCCCAGAGGUUGACGAAGACGACGCCGCUGCUGUACCGACCCCCAGGGGCGCCAUCGCCCAAGAAUCGACUCCAGUUAGCAACAGCGUCAACGGGACGACCGGGGACUCCGAGCAGAGCAAGGGCAAGGAGCUCGCCAUCGUUCAUGAGGAAGAUGCUUCGUCUCAGACACCCGAAGUCACCCAUGACGGCUUCGACAAGGCUCCUGGCGACUACUGGAUGAGCCCGACAAAGGAGACCAUCUCUGGCAUGAACAGGGUGCAGCGUGCUCAGGUUGCAGACUUCACUGUCGGAAGGGACAAUGUGGGCUCUGUUAAGUUCAGGGUGCCCGUUGAUCUGACCAACAUUGACCUCGACGAAAUCUUUGGAGGCAUCGUCAUUCUCGAGACUCGUUCCGCCACUGUGUAUCCUAUCGCAGCCAGGAAACCCCCUGUCGGCAAGGGCCUAAAUGUUCCGGCUCUGAUCUCCCUUGAGCAAUCGUGGCCGCGUGGCAGAGACAAGCGACCCAGUCACGAUCAGAAGCGCUUCGCCAAGCACAUUGAACGGCUCAAGCGCAUUGAGAACACCACAUUCGUGGACUACAACCCUGACACUGGCGUUUGGAAGUUCUCUGUUGAGCAUUUCACCACGUACGGCCUGGAUUACGACGAGGACGAUGACGAGCUUGAGCAGCCCGGCGAUAUCGCGGCUCAGGAAAACCCCACUCAGAGCUCUUCCCAGCUUGACUCUCAUGAUUCCGAUUCCAGCCCUCGGGAGGAUGACACCUUUGACUUCCGCAAGAACAAGCGACGUGCCCUUCCGGGCGCGUUCGACCAACGGGACGAAGACUUUGGCGAAGCAGAAUUUGACAACGCGCCGCGCCCCUUUCAGCGCCAGUCUUUUUUAGGGGAUAGCUUCGCGGGUUCGACGUCCAAUGCCCUGGUUCUCUCUACAGAAGACGAACCGACGGUUGAUCAGGACGGCGAAUAUGGUAUGUCUGAGGAUGAAGACACGGUGGGCACUCCCCUCAGACACCAUCUUGCCGCGGAGCAAACAAUUGACUCGCCAGAGGGAGACAUGAUUGUCACAGCGAACGAAACCCCCGGAGGCAUUCUCCGAGCAAGAAUGCGAGCACUGAAGGGUUCAGCUACUCCCAUGAAGCUUCAAGUCGCCGGCGGAGACGAAUGGAUGGACAUGCUGCAGCGGUCUGUUAGUCCGCAGAAGAGAGACAGAGCAUUCCUGCGCAGCGUGAAUGAGGCGGCCUUGCGACCUACUACGGAAGAAUUCGAAACCAGUCAAAAGGGUCGUGCUGUGUCUGAUGGACGCGGGUUCGCAACAAGCAUUGAUUUGAUGAAUUCUCUUUUUGAGAAGGCCAAGGUUCCGGUCGCUCCAGCACCCUCGAAGGGAUUUGUUCAGUGGCCCUAUGAACGACAACCCAAGUCUUUUGUUGAUCAAUCCGACAUGAGUGAAGCCGACCGCUCGUACUACAACUCUAUGAGACCCAGCUGGGGACCGGAUGGAACCCUGAUCUUCACGACGACGCGCGCCCCUCUCGCAACCGCCUCAAGGCAUGCCAACGCAGACAGCCUGAUGAUCACGAAGAACGUUAUUCAAGCGCCAGGUCGCACAAUCCAAGCGGCGAAGUUCUCCGACGAGGCAAGUUACCAUCGUCCACUAGAAAUGUUACUGGUCACCAAAACUGACCGACCGCAGGCCUCCGCAAAAACUCUUCAAAACCAAAUUCAGAUGACGCAUGUUGAGAUUGCUGCGGGUAUCCCCAAACUUUCCUUGCAGACUGGUACUCUCAAGUCUUUGUUCCAUGACCAAGACACAAACAACCCUGCCAAUGCACACGAGAAGCUGGUUUGGGAGCUUGCCAGUAUUCUUUUCGACAACUCUGCCUCCGACGAAUCUCGUAAGGCCAGAUUUUCCAAGUUCUGGGCAGCUCUUGUCGAUUCCGCAUCAUCCAGAUCGGUUGCAUUGGCGAAAUCAAGCGAAGAAAAGGCUAUUGCAGCACUUUCUGGCCAUCGAAUCCAAGAUGCCUGCAAAUUUCUCUUGGAGGGUAGGAACUUCCGCCUCGCAACUCUGGUCUCCCUGAUUGGCAAUAAUGACCAGUCGAAGAAGGAUGUGCGGGAGCAGCUCAACGAGUGGCAAGAGGCCAACUUUCUAUCCGAGUUUGCCGACCCUAUUCGCGCAAUCUAUGAAUUGCUGAGCGGCAACUCUGGUGUGUGUGAAGGAAAGAAGGCUGUGCCCCUGGAGGACCGCAUUGAAUCGUUUAUCAUCUCCGAGCGUUUCGGUCUUGACUGGAAGCAGGCCUUUGGCCUCCGCCUUUGGUAUUCCAUUUCCCGCGACGAUGAUCUCUCCGCUGCGGUUGGCGUGUUUGAGGAGGAUGUGGCCCAGGACAGAGAGCAACGGCCGCAAACGUGGUAUUCCGAGCAGGGCAUUCCGGCGCUUUGGGAGGACCAAGACUCGGGCAUUCGUGAAGAUCUUCUAUGGGGCCUUCUCAAGCUUUACUCCAACGAGGAGGCCGAUUUGGAGGCAGUGUUGAGACCCGAGAACAGCCAGCUUUCGCCCUUGGAUGUUCGUUUGUGCUGGCAGCUUAGCCGCGCUCUGCAGUCUACCGGCAAGGUCUCAUACGGCCGCGACGCGAAUGAAAAGUCUGAUGCCCUGACUGUUGCCUUUGCAGACCAGCUCAUCAACGAGGGAAGCUGGCUUGAGGCCAUAUUUGUCCUGCUGCAUCUCAGCCAACCAGAGAUGAGAGCCAAGGCGGUGAAGGAGACUCUUUGCCGACACGCAGCGCUCCUCGGCCCGGAGACGGGCAACAACUUCACCACGCUCACACAGACUCUCCGCAUUCCUCCGUCCUGGAUUUGGGAGGCUCAGGCUCUCUACAUGAGAGCCGUCAAGAAGGACGCUGCGGCCGAGGUACAGUGUCUGUUGCGCGCAGGCUCUUUCUCAGAGGCGCACGAAGUGUUCGUGCAGAAGGUGGCCCCAUCUGCUGUUAUCAGCCGUGACUACGAUGAGUUGGCCAACAUUCUCUCCCGCUUCGAGGGUCACGACGACGCGAUACCUGGCUGGACUCUGGGUGGAGAGGUCUAUCAAGCCUUCUUGGAGCUGGUCAGCCACCGCAGACAGCGGCAACAAGUCUCUCCCCCCGCACCUGUGCUGGAGAAGUUGUUGGCAGGUCUGCCAGCUAUGCACGAGAGCACGGAGAGCAGUAACAUAACGAGUCUGGCGGCAAUUUCCGAGAUGGGGUCGAUGGUGGCGAAGGUGAUGGCGGAUAUAUCAAGGCAAGAACAGCACGUCUCGCAGGUUCUGGGUCUUCCCCUAACGGAGGACGCCCACCUCAAGCAUUCGCUCGAUCUCAGCCUCUCCUACUAUAAGGGCUUGAUGGCAGGGGCUAGGUAA